Messenger RNA from Olea europaea var. sylvestris, 637 nucleotides. Its product is annotated as pollen receptor-like kinase 5. The transcript is spliced from 3 exons. The record is from RefSeq and is a predicted model, not a curated record. Bases 1 to 612 code for a protein of 203 amino acids. Lineage: Eukaryota; Viridiplantae; Streptophyta; Magnoliopsida; Lamiales; Oleaceae. Gene Ontology annotation, molecular function: protein binding.
AUGGCUUAUACUUUGCGAAAAUCAUUUUUUGUGUUCUUUGCCUUGUUACUCUGCGCCAUUACAGCAUUAUCUGAUGAUGAAACCUAUGCUAAAAUCCUCAUAAAGUUCAAGAGCUCUAUCUCCAACACAACCAUGCAGAAUAGCUGGAUUGAACCAGUGGAAAACUUGUGCAGUGGCUACAAACCUAUCUGGACAGGUUUAGUUUGUGAUAAUGGUACAUUUACAGAAACUUGGGAAGUUAAAAGUUUGUAUUUGGCUAAUAACAGAUUCAAUGGUGAUAUUCCAGAUGAUGCUUUUUCAGGGAUGAAGUCUAUGAGGAAAGUUGUGUUGGGAUUCAAUGAACAUGUUGGUAAAAUUCCUAUGUCUUUACUGGAAUUGCCGAGGCUCGUAAAUUUGCAGCUUCAAAAUAACCAGAUUGAAGGAAGAAUACCAGACCUUUGGCAGAAGAAUUUGAUUGUUAAUUUUGCUAAUAAUAAGCUUGAAGGUCCAAUACCAUCUACACUUAGUAGCCAGAGUGCAAGCUCGUUUUCGGGAAAUAUCAACCUAUGUGGUAAGCCAUUGGAGCCAUGCAAACCAAAGAAGUCUAUACCAAAAAUUGCCUUCAUUAUAUGAUGUUAAAGUUGAAACUUUUAAAUUU